This is a messenger RNA of Cynocephalus volans (Philippine flying lemur), 3352 nucleotides long. It is a transcript of the gene STK10, whose product is annotated as serine/threonine kinase 10. The transcript is spliced from 19 exons. The record is from RefSeq and is a predicted model, not a curated record. Gene Ontology annotation, molecular function: ATP binding; protein serine/threonine kinase activity. Gene Ontology annotation, biological process: protein phosphorylation. NCBI's taxonomy places the organism in Eukaryota, Metazoa, Chordata, Mammalia, Dermoptera, Cynocephalidae. The coding region runs from base 1 to 2907 and encodes 968 amino acids.
AUGGCUUUUGCCAAUUUCCGCCGCAUCCUGCGCCUGUCUACCUUCGAGAAGAGAAAGUCCCGCGAAUACGAACACGUCCGCCGGGACUUGGAUCCCAACGAGGUGUGGGAGAUCGUGGGCGAGCUGGGCGACGGCGCCUUCGGCAAGGUUUACAAGGCCAAGAAUAAGGAGACAGGUGACCUGGCCGCGGCCAAAGUCAUUGAGACCAAGAGUGAGGAGGAGCUGGAGGACUACAUCGUAGAGAUUGAGAUCCUGGCCACCUGUGAUCACCCCUACAUCGUGAAGCUGCUGGGAGCCUACUACCAUGACGGGAAGCUGUGGAUCAUGAUCGAGUUCUGUCCUGGGGGAGCUGUGGACGCCAUCAUGCUGGAACUGGACAGAGGCCUCACUGAGCCCCAGAUUCAGGUCGUUUGCCGCCAGAUGCUGGAAGCGCUCACCUUUUUGCACAGCAAGAAGAUCAUCCACCGAGAUCUGAAAGCCGGCAACGUGCUGAUGACCCUCGAGGGAGACAUCAGGCUGGCUGACUUUGGUGUGUCUGCCAAGAAUCUGAAAACUCUGCAGAAACGAGAUUCCUUCAUAGGAACGCCUUACUGGAUGGCCCCCGAGGUGGUCAUGUGUGAGACCAUGAAGGACACCCCGUAUGACUACAAAGCUGACAUCUGGUCCCUGGGCAUCACUCUGAUUGAAAUGGCCCAGAUCGAACCCCCACACCACGAGCUCAACCCCAUGCGGGUCCUGCUUAAGAUUGCCAAGUCAGACCCUCCCACGCUACUGACGCCUUCUAAGUGGUCUGUGGAGUUCCGAGACUUCCUGAAGAUAGCCCUAGAUAAGAACCCAGAAACCCGGCCCAGUGCUGCACAGCUGCUGGAGCAUCCCUUCGUCAGCAGCAUCACCAGUAACAAGGCUCUGCGGGAGCUGGUGGCUGAGGCCAAGGCCGAAGUGAUGGAGGAGAUUGAAGACGGCCGGGAAGAGGGGGAAGAGGAGGACCCCGUGGAUGCUGCCUCUCCCCUGGUGAACCACACGCAGGACUCUUCUGAGGUGAAUCAGCUGAGCGUCAGUGCCGACAAGCCUCUCAAGGAAUCAUCUCCCACCCUGCUGCCACCCAGCCAGCCUCAAGACAGUGUGAAUGGACCCUGCAGCCAGCCCUCUGGAGACAAAUCCCCCCCAAACACCAGCCCCCCAGAUGUGACCCCUGGAAAUGAGAAUGGCUUAGCAGUGCCUGUGCCCCUCCGAAAGUCCCGACCAGUGUCAAUGGAUGCCAGAAUUCAGGUGGCCAAGGAGAAGCAAAUUGCUAACCAGGGUGGGGACCUCAGUCCAGCAGCCAACGGUUCCCAAAAGGCAAGCCAGAGUCGGCCUAACAGCAGUGCUCUGGAGACGCUGGGUAGCGAGAAGCUGGCCAAUGGCAACCUGGAGCUCCCUGCCCCAGCAGCUCCAGUCCCUUCCAAGAGGGACUCGGACUGCGGUAGCCUGUCCACCUCUGAGAGCAUGGACUAUAGCACCUCCCUAUCUGCUGACCUGUCCCUGAACAGAGAGACGGGCUCUCUGUCCAUCAAGGAUUCAAGGCUGCACAAUAAAACCCUCAAGCGGACACGAAAAUUUGUGGUGGAUGGUGUAGAGGUGAGCAUCACCACUUCCAAGAUCAUCAGCGAAGAUGAGAAGAAAGACGAGGAGAUGAGAUUUCUCAGGCGCCAGGAACUUCGAGAGCUUCGGCUGCUCCAGAAAGAAGAGCAUCGGAACCAGACCCAACUGAGCAGCAAGCAUGAGCUGCAGCUGGAGCAAAUGCACAAACGUUUUGAACAAGAAGUCAAUACCAAGAAGAAGUUUUUUGACACAGAACUGGAAAAUCUGGAGCGUCAGCAAAAGCAACAAGUGGAGAAGAUGGAGCAAGACCAUGCCACGCGCCGUCGGGAGGAAGCCAAGCGGAUCCGCCUGGAGCAGGAUCGGGAGUACGCCAGGUUCCAAGAGGAGCUCAAACUGAUGAAGAAGGAGGCGAAGAAUGAGGUGGAGAAGCUUCCCCGGCAGCAGCGAAAGGACAGCAUGAAGCAGAAGAUGGAGGAAUACACACAGAAAAAGCAGCUUCUUGACAAGGACUUUGUAGCCAAGCAGAAGGAGGACCUGGAUCUGGCCAUGAAGAGGCUCACCACCGACAACAGGCGGGAGAUCUGCGACAAGGAGCGCGAGUGCCUCAGUAGGAAGCAGGAGCUCCUUCGAGACCGGGAGGCGGCGCUGUGGGAGAUGGAGGAACAGCAGCUGCAGGAGAGGCACCAGCUGGUGAAGCAGCAGCUCAAAGACCAGUACUUCCUGCAGCGGCACGAACUGCUGCGCAAGCACGAGAAGGAGCGGGAGCAGAUGCAGCGCUACAACCAGCGCAUGGUGGAGCAGCUGAAGGUGCGGCAGCAGCAGGAGAAGGCGCGGCUGCCCAAGAUCCAGAGGAGCGAGGGCAAGACGCGCAUGGCCAUGUACAAGAAGAGCCUGCACAUCAACGGUGGGGGCAGCGCCUCUGAGCAGCGUGAGAAGAUCAAGCAGUUCUCCCAGCAGGAGGAGAAGCGGCAGAAGUCAGAGCGGCUGCAGCAGCAGCAAAAACAUGAGAACCAGAUGCGGGACAUGAUGGCACAGUGCGAAAGCAACAUGAGUGAGCUGCAGCAGCUGCAGAAUGAAAAGUGUCACCUCUUGGUAGAGCACGAGACCCAGAAGCUGAAGGCCCUGGAUGAGAGCCAUAACCAGACCCUGAAGGACUGGCGGGACAAGCUUCGGCCACGCAAAAAGGCCCUGGAAGAGGAUCUGAACCAGAAGAAGCGGGAACAGGAGAUGUUCUUCAAACUGAGUGAGGAGGCAGAGGGCCCCAGCCCCACCACCCCAAGCAAGGCCACCAAGUUCUUUCCCUACAGCUCUACAGACGCUUCUUAACAGCCACCUGAGCUGUGGCUGACAGCAUGGCAGGCCUCCAGGGACCUCCCACUCUUUGUGAGCAAGUAACUCAGGACCCCCCUUCCCGCUUGUUUCUGUGCUAGCUCGAAUCCAGCCCCUUGCCCUGUGCCACACCAGUUGUUCCCAACAGGCCUGCCCCAGUUUCCUGACUUCUGACAUGCUCACUCGUGGAGAGCGAGGUAUUGCCCAAUCCUAAUGUCUGCUCUCAUUGAGCCCCUGAUCCCUUCAAGCUGUGAUUUGGGCUGUUGGUGGGGUUAGGGUCCAGGAGGAAUGGUGUUCUGUGGCCUUGAGGCCCCUCCUGUUUGCCAAAACACCAUCUCUGCUGUCUAUGGGCUACCGAUGAAGUCACUAUGGGCUCAUCCAUAUCGUAAUUGUUUUUACAGCCGUUCCCUGGAGUGUCACACAAGAAUCAAGGCCCCUAACA